AUGGUAAAGGAAGAUUCCAGCUAUGCACCAGGCCUAGGAAGCAACUGGUCAGACCAGUGCAGAAGGGAUGGCCACAAAAAAGAUGAAAAUGACAGAAAACCUACUGUGUUUGAGUGCUAUUUCUUAGCACUCUGGCAGAGACUUGACUACUGCCGUGCUCCUGGUCCUCCCCGGGCCAACGGCCCCUCUUCGCCCCCCGCCCCGCCACAGGCCUCUGCCCACAACCGGAAGAGAGCCGAGAUCACUGCGUGGCCUCCCACCACUGCCCUGCCCCGCCACGAGCCUCUGGCUUCCUGGAAGGCUGACACUUACCCCUGCCUCCGCGUCUCCAUGGAAACGGAGACCACCAGCCGGCUCCGCCAGUGGUCCAUGCUGGGCAGAGUCGCGGCUCAGGCGUUCGACUUCGACCAGACGUUCCAGGCCUAUCAGGACGACUUCGUCAUGGCUUUUUUUAAAGACCCAAAUGUUAUUCCUAAUUUGAAGUUACUUUCAGAUUCUUCUGGACAAUGGAUUACAUUAGGAUCUGAAGUGAAAAAAAUUGAAGCCACAAAUGUUCCUUGUACACAGCUUUCAAUGUCAUUUUUUCGUCGGUUAUAUGAUGAAGAUAUUGUACGCGAUGAUGGACAUAUCAUUAAGUGUUUAGAUUCUUUUUGUGAUCCCUUUCCUAUAUCUGAUGAAUUACGAAAAGUUUUGCUAGUGGAAGACUCAGAAAAAUAUGAAAUAUUUAGCCAAGCUGAUAGAGAAGAGUUCCUGUUUUGUCUUUUCAAACAUCUUUGCCUUGGUGGAGCCCUUUGUCAGUAUGAAGAUGUGCUUAAUCCGUAUCUGGAAACAACAAAGCUUAUCUAUAAAGAUCUAGUGAGUGUUCGAAAGAACCCUCAAACCAAGAAAAUACAAAUUACCUCUUCCAUCUUUAAAGUUACGGCAUACGAUUCCGCUGGCAUGUGCUACCCUUCAACAAAGUCUCAUGAACAGACAUUUUCUUACUUUCUUGUGGAUCCGAUCAGGCGUCAUGUUCAUGUUCUAUACCACUGUUACGGUGUGGGGGAAAUGUCUUAA
This is a messenger RNA of Puma concolor (puma), 1056 nucleotides long. Lineage: Eukaryota; Metazoa; Chordata; Mammalia; Carnivora; Felidae. The record is from RefSeq and is a predicted model, not a curated record.